UAAAUAAGACGUCGACGUGCCGGGGGCACCCGGGGCCUGACGGGAUCGUGGCGGUCCGCGCUCCCAGCUCGGAACUGCGGCUGCCUUUGCAGACGCUGUGAAGAUGGCGACGUCCCUGGGCUCCAACACCUACAACAGGCAGAACUGGGAGGAUGCGGACUUUCCUAUUCUGUGCCAGACUUGUCUUGGGGAAAACCCAUACAUCCGAAUGACCAAAGAAAAGUACGGGAAGGAAUGCAAAAUCUGUGCCAGGCCAUUCACAGUGUUUCGCUGGUGCCCCGGCGUCCGAAUGAGGUUCAAGAAGACCGAAGUGUGCCAAACCUGCAGUAAAUUGAAGAAUGUCUGCCAGACCUGCCUCUUGGACCUAGAGUAUGGCCUGCCCAUCCAGGUUCGAGACGCAGGACUGUCUUUUAAGGAUGACAUGCCAAAGUCGGAUGUCAACAAAGAGUACUACACGCAGAACAUGGAGAGAGAGAUUUCCAACUCGGACGGGACGCGGCCAGUUGGCAUGUUGGGGAAGGCCACGUCCACCAGUGACAUGCUGCUCAAGCUGGCCCGGACCACGCCCUACUACAAGAGGAAUCGGCCGCACAUCUGUUCCUUCUGGGUGAAAGGAGAGUGUAAGAGAGGAGAGGAGUGUCCAUACAGGCAUGAGAAGCCGACGGACCCGGAUGACCCACUUGCUGAUCAGAACAUUAAAGACCGGUACUACGGAAUCAAUGACCCCGUGGCCGACAAGCUUCUCAAGCGGGCUUCCACGAUGCCUCGUCUGGACCCCCCGGAGGACAAGACUAUCACCACACUGUAUGUUGGCGGUCUGGGCGACACCAUUGCCGAGACGGAUCUCAGAAAUCACUUCUAUCAGUUUGGGGAGAUCCGGACGGUCACGGUCGUGCAGAGACAGCAGUGCGCGUUCAUCCAGUUUGCCACCCGGCAGGCCGCGGAGGUGGCUGCCGAGAAGUCCUUCAAUAAGUUGAUUGUCAACGGCCGCAGACUCAACGUGAAAUGGGGCAGGUCCCAAGCAGCCAGAGGGAAAGAAAAGGAGAAGGAUGGAACCACAGACUCUGGAAUCAAGCUAGAGCCCGUUCCAGGGCUCCCGGGAGCUCUUCCUCCUCCCCCUGCCGCAGAGGAAGAGGCCUCUGCCAACUACUUCAACCUGCCCCCGAGUGGUCCUCCGGCCGUGGUGAACAUUGCCCUGCCACCUCCUCCUGGCAUCGCGCCCCCGCCGCCCCCAGGUAAACCUCAGCUUCCCUCUGAGGAACCGGGCUUCCUGGGCCCAGGGAGAUGGUUGCGGAAUCCUGCCCUCCCACCUCCCGUCCUCUCUGACGUGUCUGAGGCUUUCGGGUCUGCCCUGUCCACAUCUGCCUGUAAACCUAGUUUGUUGGCUUCCUGGUUUUCUCUAUUUUAACGGGUUGCUACGGAGGGGAAAUUGGCUAGUUUCCAGAGGCCAGAGUAUGUGUAUAAUCAGAGUGGGAGUUUUGCUGCGGUUACUCGGUUACUCUCAGCGGUCGUAGUUUGUUCCCUGUUCUAAGCUAAAUCCUAACGGGCGCCCUGCAGCGCUGUCGUUGAAAGUGUAGCCUGUGGGUGUGUGUGAUUCCAUUAAGCAUUUACGACCUGCCUAUAGCAAGACAAGGAGCUUGAGCCAGAAGGUAAAAGCAUUCAGAAAGUCUCGUCACCAGAGGACUGGCGGGUGCACUGGCAGGUGUGUUUGGUCGCAUCCGGAGGCCCGAUCGUGUCGGGGCCGGCAGGAAGCAGCCAGAGCAGGAGCGCUUUGUGCAGGCGCGGCCCCUCUGGCACUGUCGGUGCCCGUGCGAGCAGCAGCGGCCGCUUCUCCCGGGCGGAGCUCCUCUCUCUCGGAGGCAGGUCUUGGCUCCUGAGCACUCGGGGCGAGCGUCGAGGUUAACCAUUGCGGGGUCUGGCCCUCCCCUCCCGACCCGACGGAAUCCCGUCAGGUAGGCUGGGCGGUUUUGCGAGGGAGCAGAGGCCCAGGCGACGUCCUCUGACACCCCGAGACUUGAGCAGCGGUUGGUUUAGUGAAAGCUGCCCGAGAUGAGGGAAGGGCUUCGAAAGCCAAGGAAGUCCCACCGGGAGACCUUCCUCGCGAGUCGCGAGUCGGUGCACUGCUGUCGUCCGAGGCCCAUCUCAGCUUGAUUGCUGUGUGGGCGGUUUGGCCCUUAGUGAGAUUCAGGGGCCCAGAGGUUGUUAGGAGAAGGGCAAGCCUAACAGAUGUGUUCUCUCCCCCCUGUAGGUUUUGGGCCACACAUGUUCCACCCGAUGGGACCCCCCCCUCCCUUCAUGAGGGCUCCAGGACCAAUCCACUACCCUUCUCAGGACCCCCAGAGGAUGGGAGCGCAUGCCGGGAAGCACGGCAGCCCCUAGCACGGUGUCGCCGCUCGGGGCUCUGCGGAAGAGAGAGCGCUUGAAACCCCAGCAAAUGAAUCUUGGAAUAAAUAUAGUUUUCCUCCCUU
Messenger RNA from Phacochoerus africanus (Common warthog), 2468 nucleotides. It is a transcript of the gene RBM22, whose product is annotated as RNA binding motif protein 22. Gene Ontology annotation, cellular component: U2-type catalytic step 2 spliceosome; U2-type catalytic step 1 spliceosome; Prp19 complex. The transcript has 10 exons. The coding region runs from base 104 to 1408 and encodes 434 amino acids. Lineage: Eukaryota; Metazoa; Chordata; Mammalia; Artiodactyla; Suidae. The record is from RefSeq and is a predicted model, not a curated record. Gene Ontology annotation, molecular function: U6 snRNA binding; pre-mRNA binding; metal ion binding.